Messenger RNA from Cynocephalus volans (Philippine flying lemur), 2763 nucleotides. Its product is annotated as rho GTPase-activating protein 20-like. Bases 1 to 2763 code for a protein of 920 amino acids. The transcript is spliced from 18 exons. Lineage: Eukaryota; Metazoa; Chordata; Mammalia; Dermoptera; Cynocephalidae. The record is from RefSeq and is a predicted model, not a curated record. Gene Ontology annotation, biological process: signal transduction; regulation of Rho protein signal transduction. Gene Ontology annotation, molecular function: GTPase activator activity.
AUGGAGGCACAGCUGCUCCCCGGUAAUUUGGGGAGGGGAGGUGUUCCCGUGCCCUGUGGGAUGGUCCUGGAUCAACCCCAGGUCUCCGAGGUGGUGGUCAGAGUUGGAGGUGCGACUAUGGGUGCUAACGGUCGACACUUGGUGUUUUAUAUAAUUGUUUCAGCUGCUGUCUCAGCUGUGAAAAUGGAAGCAGAAAGGAGGAGGCGUGCUCCAUCUCAUAUCCUGGGUAAAGCCUUACAACGGCCUAGUACCAGGAAAAGUCCUUCUGCUAGAGUUGACACAUCUGCAUUUCUGUCAUCAUUUAUGUGCUCCAGCAGGACUCUGCUGAUUGAUGCUCCAGUACAACUACAAAGAGGCCUGCAGAGGAAGGAGCGACACCUUUUCCUAUUCAAUGAUCUGUUUGUUGUGACUAAAAUCAAAUAUAACAACAACUUGAAGAUAAAAAAUAAAAUAAAAUUAACUGAUAUGUGGACAGCAACCUGUGUGGACGAAGUGGGAGAAGGCAACACCAAUGCCAUGAAAUCCUUUUUCUUGGGCUGGCCCACAGUGAACUUUGUGGCCACUUUCAGUUCUCCAGAACAAAAGGAAAAAUGGUUCUCUCUCCUUCAGAGAUACAUCAAUCUAGAAAAAGAGAAGGACUACCCGAAGAGCAUUCCGCUCAGAAUCUUCACCAAGGACAUUGGGAAUUGUGCCUAUUCUAAAACUAUAACAGUAAUGAAUUCAGAUACAGCCAAUGAAGUUAUCAACAUGUCAUUAACAAUGCUAAGGAUAACUGGCUCAGAGAGAGAUUACCAGUUAUGGGUCAAUUCUGGCAAAGAAGCGGCACCAUACCCACUCAUUGGGCAUGAAUAUCCUUAUGGAAUUAAAAUGAGCCAUCUUCGAGACACUGCACUCCUGACACAGGGAUCAAAGGACUCCACCACACCUCUCAACUUCCAGGAGCCCUUCCUUAUGGAACAGCUGCCCCAAGAGAUGCGGUGCCAGUUCAUCCUGAAGCGCAGCCGUCUGGCUAUGGCCCAGCAACUGAGUGAUUCAAAUCAGAAGAAAUUUAAAAGGAGAAGAUCUAUCUUAAACUGGGCCUUUUGGCGAGGUUCUAGCACUCACCAGCACAACUUGCCCAUAUCUCCAACAUCUCCUGUGCCAGGACAGCUGUUUGGAGUUUCUCUGCCAAAUAUUUGUGAGAAUGAUAAUCUCCCCAAACCUGUCUUGGAUAUGCUUUACUUUCUUAAUCAAAAAGGACCCCUAACAAAAGGAAUCUUCAGGCUAUCAGCCAAUCUGAAAUCCUGCAGAGAGCUAAAAGAAAAACUGAAUUCUGGAGUCGAAGUACACCUAGACUGUGAAUGUAUUUUUGUGAUAACAUCUGUUUUAAAGGAAUUUCUGCGAAAUAUUCCUGGAAGCAUUUUUUCAUCAAAUCUCUAUGAUCACUGGGUCUGUGUAAUGGAUCAAGGAAACAAUGAAGAGAAAAUAAAUACAAUUCAAAGGCUAUUAGACCAGCUUCCGAGAGCAAAUGUUGUUCUCCUAAAGUAUCUUUUUGGAGUAUUACACAACAUAGAACAACAGUCCUCAUCUAACCAGAUGACUGCAUAUAAUUUAGCUGUGUGUAUAGCUCCAAGCAUCCUUUGGCCUCCUCUUUCCUCCAGCCUGGAAGUACAAAAUGAAUUUACAAAAAAGGUUCCCCUGCUUGUACAGUUUCUGAUUGAAAAUUGCUGCACGAUAUUUGGUGAAGAAAUUACUUCCCUCUUAGGAGAGACUUCAGUGAGAUGUGGCACUAGAGAGAAUGCCUCAGAUAUCUCUUGCUUCCAACCAAGUGACUCUUCCCAUGACAGCUUGGAAAAUGAAGUAAAUGGGGAUGUGGACGCUCCCUGUAGUGACUUGGCAAAGAAACUUGACCAGAGUAGCAGAAGCAUGGACUCUAUCUUAACCCUCAGUGACCAUGGCCUUGACCAGCCUGAGGCGGAAGGCAUUUUAACCCUGAGUGACUUUGACUUAGACCAGUCUAAAGAUGAAGACAUUCAAAUGAAACAGCCUCUUGAAUUCAAGCCAAUGACGAUUACAGUGAUGUACAGAGAGGCCCUCCCACAGCAGGAGCAUGCCAUGGCCCUAUCUGACAUGUGCACACCCAGCUACCUGUCCUCAGAUGCAACAGAUGCUCCAAAAACCCUGAGGCGACACUGGCGCUGCUCGGAGCCCAGAACCGACUGUCUAGAUUCUAAGCUUUCCUCUCUCGAGGAGGUUUAUCAGAAAAAGCUGCGCAAGUCCAGCUAUGAAGCAAUUCUCUCUCAAAAAGAUGAGGAUUAUCUGAAGCAGAAUCAACGUCUCCAGGAAGGGGAUAAGACAUGUUUUAAACAGAGUUCAGUCACAAGCACUGAUGUCAGCGAGAAAAAUGCCACCAAUCAAAAUAUUAAGAAGGAAAACUUGUCUGGUACUGAAGGAAAUCAUGGGAAACUUUUCCAUAAUUCCAAGCGAGUGUCCAUUUCUGUGGCAUCUUAUAGUCAUAUGUCCUCACAAGAUCAUUCCAGGAACCAGCCCUUUGAUGAAGAUACAUCGGGAUACUCCCUGCCACACACAACAGGAAUCAGAGAGACACAGCAGCUCUCCAUUCAGCCUAGUAGACAGCGGACUCAAACUGCGUAUGAAGUCCCACAAGGAAGUCAAGCCUGUAGGUCAGGGCUAUUCUACACUUCUGUGUUGGAGAAGAGCCUCAGCCAGCUGUCAGAGAAUGGAGGAUAUGGCCAGCCCAGACAUUUAACCAAAGACAUUUAA